Molecule: messenger RNA, 1479 nt
Organism: Pseudovirgaria hyperparasitica
Lineage: Eukaryota; Fungi; Ascomycota; Dothideomycetes; Acrospermales; Acrospermaceae
Exons: 1
Coding region: 40-1398 (452 amino acids)
Biological process (GO): RNA catabolic process; ribonucleotide metabolic process
Cellular component (GO): ribonuclease H2 complex; nucleoplasm
Source: RefSeq, a predicted model, not a curated record
GUGAUCUCUCCCAAAAAGGUUCGUACAGCAAUUGAUACCAUGAAAACACGCUCAAAGCCCCCAAAGUCCUCAACUUCUAAGGAGGUAGAGGCGACCACACAGCAAACAACCGCAUCCUUACCAGCGUGCGUCGAUAAUCCGCCUAUACCUUUCGUUCUGCCAGAAGGUCUCUCCGAGAAUGCGCGCAUAGUCACCCUGGCAAAUCCAGCUACUACGUCUCCCAACCGCUAUCUUUUCUGCCCAAGCAAAGGUUUCUAUGAGUUCACAAGGAUCGCUGCACCGAAGAGGUUACCGAGGAGCUGGCUCUUCAGUCCAUCGCAAAAUGGUCCCGUGGACGUAGCGAGUGUAGAGGGAGACUGUAUAAAAACGAGUAAAGAUGAGGAUACAGGAAAGCCUGUGCCAUUUUCGGAUGGUUACGUGACUUCAGCACCCGACUUGAUGAUAGCAACCCAUAUGGAUCCGUUAUUCCUCUUACUUCCAGUUCUGGCGCCUUCCGCGAAAGUCAAAGCACCUCAGAAACAAAUGUUCUUAUCCUUAGACGACCAUCUCGAGAAACUCAGCGAUUCGUCUCGGCACCUCAAAUUCUUGUUGAAUAACGUAAAAGCAAGGGAAAUUCUAGAGAAGCGGAUGGCUGCUGUAUGCGACGAUGUUGAUGCAGGUGGUGAGCAAAUGUAUAGAUUAUCAGACGAAAAGUUGGUUCAAGAGCUACUGUCCAAGGCAAAGAGGAUGACGGAUAAUGGCCUUCCCGCGUCCUUGGAGGAGAAAUACGUUCGCCUUGUAUUGCAGAUACCGGUCCUCAGUGUUAAGCGAGAGGACAGCUCUACGAGCGUAGAAGUAUCACAAGCAGACAACCUUAUUGAUACGGAGGGCACGCGGACGCCUUCCGACACCAGUGCAGAAUCACAACUGUCGACCGAUUCUGCGCUCAGCACAGAAACCGUAGCGACCUCUGUGUCAAUCAGCACUGCGACGUCCGCAUCCAAGACCCCACUUAUCGAAGCCCCCGAAGGUAUACCCGAUCUCCUGCGCCUUAAAACAGCAUUCUCCUUUAUCCUCUCAUCCUAUGUCCCAUGUCAUCUCCAUCCUACUCUCACAUCCCACCUCUCGAGCCAGAAGGCUAUCGACUUCAGCCCCCUCGAUGCGCAUCUAGCUCACAUCGCCAGCUUGCGCGAGAAGGCCCAAGCCCUGCGCUCCAUCACCGAUAACAUCAGCCGUAAGCGCGCAGCGGACGACGAUGAUGAGGCCGCGGCGUUGCGCGCUGAGAAAAAAUUGAAAAAGGAAGAAGAAGAACGAAAAAAGAAGUCCGAGAGCCGGGGUGUGAGAGACCUGAAGAAGGUGAAUACAGCUGGGAUGAAGAAACUGAGUUCGUUCUUCACGAAGGCCCCGGCAAAGAAGUGAAUGGUCGAGUGAUGUUUAUUGCUCCGGGUACAUGGGAUACUUUAGUGCACUCCUCACUCGUACAUUGAUGGUAUGAGGCCU